AUGACGUCGAUCUUGCCCCCUUUCCCGAAGUUUGUCUUCGCCAUCUUCGAGCCCAUUUCACUUGUAGCUGGCUUCAUAGGCGCGAUGAUCUCCCCAGAGUGGUUUAUCGAGGAGCAAAUUGCAUCCUCGCAACAUGUAUCUAUCAGUGAUAAUGCACGGCUUGUUGCUCUACAAUUAGGCAAUAUUUACCUUCUACUGGCCAUGAUAGGGGUUGCAGUUCUUUACAGCACGCAAGAGGCGAAAGUCAUUAGGAAUUAUCUCAUUGCUUUGUGGCUGGCUGAUAUUGGCCAUCUUGCUGUUACCUAUCAUGUUUUGGGAUGGGAUAGCGUCGUGGAUAUUGCCGAAUGGAAUUCAAUGACUUUCGGGAAUAUAGGAGCAACCCUGUUCCUGUUCUUAACGCGAUCAGCAUAUCUUCUCGGCAUGUUCGGCCCAAAUAAAAAGAGCACCACAAAGCUUGCUUGA
This is a messenger RNA of Sclerotinia sclerotiorum 1980 UF-70, 462 nucleotides long. RefSeq lists its product as hypothetical. NCBI's taxonomy places the organism in Eukaryota, Fungi, Ascomycota, Leotiomycetes, Helotiales, Sclerotiniaceae. The coding region runs from base 1 to 462 and encodes 153 amino acids. The record is from RefSeq and is a predicted model, not a curated record. The transcript has 3 exons.